AUCGGAAGAAAAGCAGCCGAUAAAAAAAAAAAAUCUGCUUGGCUUCUGAGAGAACCUCUCUACAAGACACCAUGAAGACGCUGGCUCUGCUCUCCAUCUGUGCUCUUCUGUCGGUGUGCUGGUCCAUGGGAGCUGUAGAACCCGAGGUCAUCGUGGAUCCUGCUGCUGACACGGCCGCCGACCCCGCAGCCGAUGCAGCUCCCGUUUCUUCGUCUUCUUCCUCAUCUGAGUCUGAUUCAGCUUCAUCCUCUGCAUCUGACUCUGCAUCCGACUCGGCCUCUGACUCCGCGUCUGACUCUUCGGCCUCUGAUUCAACGUCAGAGUCCUCCUCCUCCUCUGAGUCCACCGAGUCGUCUGAGUCCUCCUCCGCCGAAUCCUCAGAAUCGUCCUCCUCAGAAUCGUCCUCCUCAGAAUCCUCCUCCUCUGAAUCCAACUCUUCAGCCUCUGACUCCUCAGCGUCUGACUCUGCUGCUCUUCAUCUUCCUCCUCCUCUCUCCUCCUCAUCCUCCUCAGAGUCAGCCAGUGCUGAAGAUUCCCAUGUGGUUAUGAAGAGAGACCUGGCUUCGGUUAUUCUCAGGAGAAGAAGAGCUGUCCAAGGCAAGCUCAGCCCCCUGCAGCUGGAAAGCUUGAAAGAGGUGUGUGAGCUGAAUGUUGCCUGCGAUGACAUGGCUGACACCGAAGGCAUCGUGGCAGCGUACACCGCCUUCUACGGACCAGUCCCUUUCUAAGUUAAAUAGCACUCUAUCAUCCACUUUUGGACAUUUUUUUUUUUGUGCCUUCUGUUAGCAAUAA
Molecule: messenger RNA, 792 nt
Organism: Fundulus heteroclitus (mummichog)
Lineage: Eukaryota; Metazoa; Chordata; Actinopteri; Cyprinodontiformes; Fundulidae
Gene: bglapl
Product: bone gamma-carboxyglutamate (gla) protein, like
Exons: 4
Coding region: 72-728 (218 amino acids)
Biological process (GO): osteoblast differentiation; regulation of cellular response to insulin stimulus; bone development
Cellular component (GO): extracellular region
Molecular function (GO): hydroxyapatite binding; calcium ion binding; structural constituent of bone
Source: RefSeq, a predicted model, not a curated record